CGUCAGCCAGCAAGCCCUGGCGCCCUACUGAAAGGCAAAGGUGAUGCAAACGCACCGUUUGCGUCUGCUCCGGUCUCCAGAAAGGUCAGCGGAGCCCUAGCCUCAGCGCGCAGGUAUGAGGAGCCCGGCGAUGACUCCGAGCCGAGCAGGUUUGCGGGCUCCGGCGACACCCUUGUGCUGCAGGAUAGCGACGAGAGUUCCUCGGGGCCAGGCUGCGAGGUGCUGGUCCAGAGCGUGGUGAUGCUGUGCGGGUCGUGCAGGACGGUGCUGGCGGACUCCUGGCAGGUAUGCGGAGAGGACAGGAGAAAGGGCAUCAUCGCCUGUGCCAAAGUAACCCACAAUGUCAAGAUGAAGGAAGAUCUUGAACUUGGACUUGAUAGCUGGCUGACCGACUGUGUUUAUUACAGCCUCAACUGCAGUGGCUGUAAGAGUUUUGUGGGCGUAGUUCUGCAUUCGACACCUCCGGCUCUCUCUUCUUUCCGGAACCUCUUCCUUUUGAUGAAGGAGCACCUCAUCUGUUAUAUUCUGAAUACUUGUGAAAUUGUGAAGGGUACUGAUGUGCUGUUUGACCAGCAUCUCAUUGGCGAUGACAUCUCUAAGUUAAAGAGCAAGCUUAUUCAGCUGCACCAACGUGUUGCGAUGAUAGAAGAGAAAUUAGCCAGGUGUCUGAAUAGAUAGAUCCCUGAGGUGGGCAGCCUGAAGCCAAAGGAAAAGGCAUUGCAUUACGCCAGUCACCCUGGAGUUCCAGGGAGUGGUGAGAGAUACAAGCCAUCUCUGUCAGACCGUGUUUUGGGAUGCACAAAUAAAGAGGCAAAGGUGCAAGUGUUUUUCACUCUGGCAAAAAUCAGAUUUGGGUGGUUGCAAAAACACCACACUUAUUAUUUUAGAUUUUGUGAGGUAUAAUUUUGGUUGUCCAGUUUUGGAUAAUGUCAGACCACCACCAAAUGAUUUUAGUGAUUUGACUGCAUUAAUAAGGAUGUAAAAUUUUUGGUUUGGUUGGGCAGAUGCCUACAGCUUCUAAGCCUCUGGUUUGGUGCACACCAUUGUCAAGAGCUCCAGUCCACUAUGGGCAUGUUCUGGCUGGAUUUGUUGGUAUGUUACAGUUAGCAACAUGUAUAAGGCUUGUAAAUUGAGAGGUUCAAUUUAUAGUUACCUCAGUUAAGUGAUGAGUGCCGUGCAGUGCAGCAAGAACCAGGGGAUUCUGCUGGCCUUAUGGAUGGGUGUCUUACAGUUCCAGAUCCACCCACUCCAGCUGUGCUUUGUAGUUUCCAGGGCACGGAGCAGCCAGGUUUUUUCAUGUUUCCAGAAUGGAGUAAAAUAAACUAUUAGCAGCUAAUUGAAACAAUGUAGCACAAAAUUAUUUUAUUUUUUUAGGUUUUUAGACUACAUGUUAAAGAAUAGUUGCAACAAAAUUGUUAAAAGAAAGUUCUGCUUCUUAAUGUUAUUGUUAGUGUUUUUUCCAAGUUGUUCAGACAUUUGGGUUAUUUCGUUGAUCAGAUGUUUUUAAUAGUUCUGUACAACUUGAUUUAAAUUAACACCUGCCCAUCAGGAUGUCCACAUUCACUUGAUGCAGAGGUCUUGGUGAGUCUGAGGAUUACAGUGAAGAAGAACAGUAUUGUUCUUUUCUUCAGCCUCACUAUAUGUUGCUUCAAAUUUCUAAAUAACCACUAUGAUUGUUUAUCUAUGUACUGUAUAUUUAUACGGUAAGUUGGUAAGUGACUUACCAUAUAAAUGUAAAUGGUAAGUCAGUAAGUGAAUUAGUUGUGAAGUCUAAUAUACUUCACGGACUAAUUUGUUAUUAGUAUCAGCCUCUGGGAAAGUCCUUCACUGGAAUCCAGUAGUGUGUGAUCUAGAUUAAAAGGGGUUUUUGAUGCUUAGUGUAGUCCUGAUGAGGAAGACAACUGCAGUUGUCGUGUUACAGAAGAACCCCCUUUAUAAACAAGCGGCAGUAUUGGGCAUGUUUAUGGAUAGGGACUUUGCUAAGGACUCCUCCCAAGUGGCUUAACCAGCACAGUCCUGGGUUUAUGAUCCAGAUGUCAUAAAUUCCAGCCUGGGUCAUGUUGCUAGCUGACUGACUGGUAUUCCUCACAUCUGAGGGUCAAUGGCCAGGGCUCUGUUGGUGAUAGGGCAACCUGUGGGGCUUCCUGGGCACUUGCAGACACAAGGUGCUGCUGGUGAGGGAUACACCUCUGCUUCAGUCGGUGCUGAACCGCUAGAACAAGACUUUGAUGUUUUUAAAAAAAAUGAGUGGCUCAAAGGUGGACAAGUUGGAGUAGUCUUAUACUGAGGUCACUUCCUUGUUCUGCUCUUUGUAUGGUUGUGGGAUUCGUAGACUGAAGUCAAGAGGUGAAAAAUGAAUUGGCGAUUCUAAUGUUUUAAAAAAUCAAAAAUAAUUAUCUGAAAAGAUAUUUCCCAUCUGGCAAGUAUAUUUGGUAAAAAACUUUACUUUCUGACAAGCAUGUAUACUGUAUAUAUUAUGUAUAGAUUCUCUGGAAGUAUGUUAAAUAUUUUGUACCUGUUGUUUAUACCUAUGCAUAACCCAGUGCUGUUCCUGUUAGUUUGCAUUAAGGUGGUCUGUCUCUGCAGAGAUGAGUGUAGCUUGGGAACAGCAGAAGACUUGGACUUGUAAUCUGUUUAAAUAACUUGUAAACAAGUGUGGUCUUGAGUUGUUAAUAAAUAUUUUCUUAAA
Lepisosteus oculatus (spotted gar) is the source of this 2689-nucleotide messenger RNA. RefSeq names its product protein Mis18-beta-like. Gene Ontology annotation, biological process: chromosome segregation; CENP-A containing chromatin assembly. The record is from RefSeq and is a predicted model, not a curated record. NCBI's taxonomy places the organism in Eukaryota, Metazoa, Chordata, Actinopteri, Semionotiformes, Lepisosteidae. Gene Ontology annotation, cellular component: nucleus; chromatin; chromosome, centromeric region.